Molecule: messenger RNA, 1715 nt
Organism: Vicia villosa (hairy vetch)
Lineage: Eukaryota; Viridiplantae; Streptophyta; Magnoliopsida; Fabales; Fabaceae
Product: E3 ubiquitin-protein ligase ATL42-like
Exons: 1
Coding region: 74-1252 (392 amino acids)
Source: RefSeq, a predicted model, not a curated record
AAGCUUCAACUCACCAAUUAGAAUUUAUUGAUUUUUCCUAGAGAAAUAGAAUGCUUAGGGAGAAUUAGAAACCAUGAAACAACUUAAUAUUACCCUUUUGAUUCUCUCAAUCAUAUUCAUCAAUCAUGUUAGAGCACAAACACAAAGUUCAUCAUCACAAGAUGCUGUCUCAAAUUUCCAACCAAGUCUUGCUGUUGUCAUAGGAAUCCUAGGUCUUAUGUUUGCACUAACAUUCAUUCUUCUUAUUUUUGCCAAAGUAUGUCAUCAUAGACAACUACUUCCUCUUAGUGGUGAUCCAAAUAAUCAACUAUCAACUCUCAUGAGAUCAAGGUCAAGAUUUUCAGGUAUUGACAAAACAUCUAUAGAAUCACUUCCUUUUUUUAGAUUCUCUUCUCUCAAAGGUUCAAAACAAGGGUUGGAAUGUUCAAUAUGUUUGUCAAAAUUUGAAGAUGUGGAGAUUUUAAGAUUGUUACCAAAAUGUAAACAUGCUUUUCAUAUUGAUUGUAUUGAUCAUUGGCUUGAGAAACAUUCAAGUUGUCCUAUUUGUAGAAAUAAAGUCAACAUUGAAGAUGAAACAACCUUUGCAUACUCAAAUAGUUUAAGGAUGUUGGUAAGUGAUGAAUCAAACAUAGAGAUCUUUGUCGAAAGAGAAGAAGAAAAAGAAAAUCGACAUGGUUCAUCGAGAUUUAGUAUUGGAAGUAGCUUUAGAAAAAUCGGAAAAAGUAGUAUUAAUGAUGAAGAAUUGCUUAUACAAAAAGGAUCAGAAGAACGAGAAGAAUGUAAUCAUAUAUGUCAAUGUCAUACUGGUGACACUGGUAACAGUAACGUUUUUAAUCAAAAGUGUCGGUGUUACAGAGAUUUUCACAAACACAACCAUCAGAUUACUAUAUCUGAUGUUGUGUUUAAGCAUAGAUGGAGUAAUGUUAGUUCUUCGGAUCUUAUGUUUUUGAAUUCGGAGAUGAUUAAUGCUACAUCGAGUAAUAGAUUCAACAACAUGGAAUCAAAUUCUAAUGAUGGACCAAAAUAUGUGAAACAUGAUGGUGAGAAAAGAUCAGUUUCGGAAAUCACUGGUGUUUCUAGAUUUAGAGAAUUUGAUAUGAAGAAAAGGGUGUUUGGAGAUUGUUCAUUGGUUGAAAAUGAUGUUAAAGAGGAAAGAAUAAGGAAGCUUUGGUUUCCAAUUGCAAGAAGAACAGCUGAAUGGUUUGUGAAUAGAGAAAAUAGGUCUCAACAAAAGUCAUUUGUAGAUGUAUAAUUCAAUUUUCACCUUCCUAAGGUACAUAACAUAUGUUUGGAUUUAGCUCCAAUAAAUCUACGUUGUUUUUUCCCGAUAGUAUACCGUUAAUACAGUGAUUUAUAAAUUGCAGUCUGCAUCCGCAAAUAGAAUUACAACAUAAUAGUUUUAGAGGACUCGGCGAUGGGACAGUGGCACAACCCUAGUUAUGAACAUAUUUAUUAUUUAUUUUUGUUUGAGUUUCUUUGCUUCAUUUAUUCUUGUUAUUUGUAUCAAACUUGGUUAGUGCUUUAAUGCUAGAAAAAAAAACAGAAAUAUUUGUAGAGUUAAAAUUGAAUGAAUUAUUAUUUUUUGUUUUUUUCAAUUUAUUUAAUUGAUAUUGGAUUAAAUUACAACAUGACAGCUUAAUGUUGCUGUGAUGAAUAAGUCAUACUUUAUAUGCCUUCCAUUAUUUUUUGCUUAAGAUAUUAAAUUGUGCAUUAUU